This is a messenger RNA of Humulus lupulus (European hop), 387 nucleotides long. RefSeq lists its product as uncharacterized. The transcript has a single exon. Lineage: Eukaryota; Viridiplantae; Streptophyta; Magnoliopsida; Rosales; Cannabaceae. The coding region runs from base 1 to 387 and encodes 128 amino acids. The record is from RefSeq and is a predicted model, not a curated record.
AUGGUAAGUCAGUUUAUUCAUUGUCCUUAUAAAGAACAUCUUGAAGUUACUUAUCGUAUUUUGAGAUAUCUAAAGAGUAUUCUUGGUAAGGGUCUCCUUUUUAAAAGGGGAAGUAGCAUAAGUGUUGAAGUAUUUACUGAUGCAAAUUGGCCAGGUUCUAUCACUGAUAGAAAAUCUACUUCUGGAUAUUGCACAUAUGUGUGGGGAAAUUUGGUGGCUUGGAGAAGAAAAAAACAAAGUGUGGUUGCAAGGAGUAGUGUUGAUGCUGAAUACAAGGCUAUGGCUAACAGGGUAUGUGAGAUUCUAUGGAUAAAACGAGUUCUUAAGGAGCUGAAGCUGGACGUUAGUCUACCUAUGAAGUUGUUUUGUGAAACAAGGCUGCAAUAA